Messenger RNA from Haliotis rubra (blacklip abalone), 3840 nucleotides. RefSeq lists its product as uncharacterized. The coding region runs from base 1 to 3840 and encodes 1279 amino acids. Gene Ontology annotation, biological process: DNA integration. The transcript is spliced from 3 exons. The record is from RefSeq and is a predicted model, not a curated record. Gene Ontology annotation, molecular function: nucleic acid binding. NCBI's taxonomy places the organism in Eukaryota, Metazoa, Mollusca, Gastropoda, Lepetellida, Haliotidae.
AUGAGUAAAACUGAAAGUAAUCGUGGACAUACUCCUAGCAGAGGAUUUAGGAAGGACAAGCUGAUUGCUAGCAAACCAAGGUCUAGCACUUUCGCAACAAAUGUCGGACAGAACUACACUGAUCACAAGAAGAAAGUAUCCUGUCACUUCUGUUGGAAAGCACAUGACAUCGAUGACUGUGAAGCCUUCAAGCAAAAGACACUGAACGACAAACGUACUUACUUGAGAGAGAAGCACAUGUGUUAUGGAUGCUACGGAUACAACCACGCUGUCAAAGGAUGUCUAAGAAAGAGAAUAUGUAGGAAGUGUGGAAAACGUCAUCCAACAGCACUACAUGACGAUAACUUUCAAAUGAGACACAGCAGUCAACAUUCAACAGACACCAAGUAUCAAACAGAAGGCAACGGCAACCAAAAGGAUUUAACAGAAACAGUGUCAUCUUCUUGUAACAGUACCAAGUCUGACUCGGUGGAAACUGUGCUACAGUCGAUUCUACCUGUCAUCGUACGCCAGCAAGCCUUACAGCCUCAAAAGGUGAUUCCAUCAGAUGGGGAUGGUCCGUUCGCAGUGUUGUAUAAGCAUGGCUGGACGAUUAACGGGCCUCUACAUGUGAAGUUUAAUAGUGAGAGAAACACUCUUGUCUGCAACAGAGUCAUCCUUUGCGAAAAGAGUUCUGUGAAGGAAUGUCUAGCUCCGAGUACUAUCGUUAGGAUCUUCGAACGAGACUUCAGUGAGCAGGAUCUCGGCAAAGUACCAGGGGAGAAGGGCUAUUCAAGAGAAGAUAGGAGAUUUAUGGAGACAGCAGAGGAACAGGUGAAAUAUGUCAAUGGUCACUAUGAGCUUCCAUUACCAUUCAGAGAUGAUACAUUAUGUGCAAACAACAGGACUCAAGCACAGAGCAGAGCGAAAUGGCAAAGAAAGAAAAUGCUCCAGAAUGAACAGUACUACAAGGAUUAUGUAGGUUUUGUUGAUAAUCUCCUUGAAAAGGGCUUCGCGUACAAGAUACCUGAAGGUCAACUGUCAGCUGAAUCACAGAGAAUUUGGUAUCUUCCGCACCAUGGAAUCUAUCACCCCAAAAAGCCAACAAAGAUCCGUGUGGUUUUCGACUGCAGCGCCAAGUAUGAAGGAACAUCAUUGAACGACAGGCUUCUGCAAGGUCCAGACCUCACAAACUCUUUGAUAGGUGUUUUGACAAGAUUCAGAGCUGAACGGAUAGCAUUCAUGGCAGACAUAGAGUCCAUGUUUUACCAGGUGAAGGUGCCAGUGACUCAACAUGACAGCCUAAGAUUUUUGUGGUGGCCCAACGGUGAUCUCAACGCUGACUUACAGGAAUAUAGAAUGGGUGUACAUAUCUUUGGAGCAGUCUCCUCUCCCAGCAUAUCCAACUUUGCAUUGAAAGCCACAGCCAACAGGGCAGAAGAAAGGUUUGGCAGUCUCGUAGCUGAUGUAAUCAGAAAGAACUUUUACGUUGAUGACUGUUUAAAAUCUGUAGAAAAUGACAAGACAGCUAUAAAGCUAAUCUAUGACGUGAGAGCCGCAUGCGCAGAUGGGGGUUUCAAAUUAACCAAAUUCACUUCAAAUAGCAGAAACGUUUUGAAGUCAAUCCCAGUUGGUGAUCAUUCCAAAGAGAUUCAAACCCGUGACCUGGAUUAUGAUGAACUGCCAAUUGAACGUGCUCUUGGGAUGAAAUGGUAUGUAAAUACAGACACAUUUGGAUUUUCCACCGACUUCAUUGAGAAACCAGUCACACGUCGUGGUCUACUAUCCACGGUUUCAUCUCUGUAUGAUCCCCUCGGUAUCGUUACACCUAUCAUUCUUCCCGCUAAGCGGAUACUUCAAGAAUUGUGUGCCAACAAUGAUCUGGACUGGGAUGAUGAUAUACCAGGAAAGUAUGAAGUCUCAUGGAAAAAGUGGUUGAAGGAGCUCAAGAUACUUGAAACUCUGAAGAUUGAACGAUGCCUGAAGCCUGCUGAGUUCGGUAAAGUUGUAUCUAAACAGGUUCAUGUGUUCUCUGAUGCCAGCUCGGUAGGGUACGGCUGUGUAGCUUAUCUUCGGCUUUCUGAUGCUGAGCAAAAUGUCCAUGUUGCUUUUCUAAUGGGGAAAUCAAGACUGACUCCUGUGAAACCUGUGAGUAUUCCACGUCUCGAGUUGACGGCCGCUACAGUCGCAGUUCAAAUAGCUCAACUUAUGCUGAAAGAACUUGAUACAGAUAUUGAUAGCGUGACCUACUUCACAGACUCAACGACUGUCCUCCAUUAUAUCAACAGUGAGAAGAAGAGAUACCCAGUAUUUGUUGCUAAUCGUGUGAGAUUGAUAAGGGACUACUCUGGGCCAAAAGAUUGGAAGUAUGUAGAAUCUGAUGAGAACCCAGCGGAUAUAGCAUCCAGAGGAGCUAGCACAGCACAACUACUGGCGCAAUCAGACUGGUUUGAAGGACCACAAUUCCUCUGGAGAUCUGAAUCAGAAUGGAAUCUGAAGCAACCCGGACCGGCAGAAUCUGUUGUAGAGGAAACAGUUGCAACUACGUGUGUAUCACCAACCAAGAUGCAAUGUGAAGGGCUUGACACUUUGAUUAAACAUUAUUCAAGUUGGUAUCGUCUUAAGCGGGGCGUAGUCAUAUAUCUCCAACUCAUCAACAACAUCAAAGCUCGUAUCAGGAAAAGAAAAGGUAAAGUUGAAUCGGGGGUAUAUAACAAUAAACCGCUUUUCACAGUUGAGAAACUUGAAUGUGCAGAGAAUAUCAUCAUGAAGUUUGUGCAGUCCAAGAGUUUCGACAAGGAAAUCCAUGUACUUACAGCAGUUGAACGAGGCCGAGUACCGAAGCACAGCUCGGUCUACAAGCUGGAUCCAUUCAUCAACAAUGGAAUUCUCAAAGUAGGUGGCAGACUCAGCAAGUCUCAGAUCCCAGAUGAAAUGAAGCACCAGAUUCUUCUACCCAGCAAACAUCAUGUCACAAGCCUGAUCAUACAAGACAUACACAAGAAGCUUGGCCAUGUGGGACGAAAUCAUGUACUUUCGAAGCUACGAGAAAAGUAUUGGGUCAUCAGAGCGAACGCAACCGUGAGAAACAUACUGUCCCAUUGUGUCACCUGUCGAAGACUGAAAAUGCCUCCAUGUGAACAGAAGAUGUCCGACCUACCAUUCAGCAGAGUGAAUCCAGCGCCGCCAUUUACAUACUCAGGUGUAGAUUUCUUUGGCCCGCAUACCAUCAAAGAAGGUAGGAAACAGAUGAAACGCUAUGGAGCACUGUUCACAUGUUUAGCGAGUAGAGCCAUACACAUCGAAACGGCCAACUCUUUGGACACAGACUCAUUCAUACAUGCCUUGCGCCGCUUUAUAGCACGACGUGGACCUGUCAAAGAAAUAUGGUGUGACAAUGGCACCAACUUCAUUGGAGCUGCCAGAGAAUUGAAAGAAGCACUAGCAGAACUUGAUCAAAACAGCAUCCACUCUCACCUACUGCAAGCCAACAUCGACUGGAAGUUUAACCCGCCAUCAGCCAGUCACAUGGGUGGGGUAUGGGAACGCAUGAUAGGUUCUGUACGAAAGAUUCUAUCUCCCAUGCUGUAUGAGUUCGGAGACCGUUUGGAUGACGAAGCAUACCGUACCCUGCUAUGCGAAGUAGAAGCCAUCGUCAACUCCCGUCCACUCACCACAGUUUCCAGUGACGCCACUGACCUGAACCCCCUAACGCCAAACCAUUUGCUCAUGAUAAAAUCCAACGUUUUCAUCGCUCCACAAGAGCACUUCUUCAUCGCCAUCCCUUACUCAGCGCUCGGUGGGGUGCAGAUCGUCAACUUUGGUAUUCUCCUUGGUGCCGUCCUAUCCAAUCUUGGUUAG